AUGGCUGCAGCAGGGUGCCGAGGAGUUUCCAGAGUUUUGGAAAAAUUAGAAAAUUCGAUAAAAAAUGGAGAUUAUUACGAGGCUCAUCAAAUGUACAGAACUUUAAAUUUUAGGUAUUUAGGACAGAAAAAGUACAACGAUUUGAAAGAGUUGCUUUACCAGGGCUCCGUAUUAUUUUUGGACGUUGAUCAGAAAACUUCCGGAGCUGAUUUAGGUCUUCUAUUAAUCGAGGCGCUCGAGAAAUCCGAAGAAAAAGACUGUGAUGCGUGGUCUCCCAAAUUGUCAAAUAUUUUUGCUAAAAUAGGCCCUGAUCAUACUACAGAGCGCGAACAUUUUUUGAUACAGGCUGUGAAAUGGUCAAGUCAAGGUAAUACUUAUGGAAAUCCCACUUUACAUCAGUGUAUAGCUAAAAUCUAUUGGCAAGAACUAAACUACAUCCAAGCUAGACACCACUACAUCCGUUCACAUGAUGGUAAAGGUUGCGCAAAGUUACUAAUAGAGUUUCAAAUGACCAAAGGCUUCAAAAGCGAAGUGGAUCUGUUUAUAGCCCAAGCCGUGUUACAAUUUUUGUGUAUGAGCAAUCGGAUGACGGCCAAUCAAACUUUUACCACUUACACAGAAAAUCAUCCCAAAAUUAAGAAGAAUCGACCGCCAUUUUUGUUGCCUCUGUUGAAUUUUCUUUGGUUUUUGUUGCAGGCUGUAGAAACUAAGAAAUUGCAAACUUUUGCCGUCCUAUGUGAACAAUAUCAAAUGUCAAUAAAAAGGGAUCCGUGUUACAUUCAAUAUUUGGAUAAAAUAGCUCAAAUAUUUUUUGGAGUGAAGCCGCCUGAAAAGAAGAAUUCUGGUGGAUUGUUUGGGAAUCUUUUAGAGAAUUUUUUAGGAGGUUUAGAUGAUGAUAGCGACGAAGAAACACCACAACCAAGCCAAAGUAGGGCAUCAACGUCGAGACAAAUCUUACAAAGUACAGACCUGGACUAA
Messenger RNA from Ceutorhynchus assimilis (cabbage seed weevil), 978 nucleotides. Lineage: Eukaryota; Metazoa; Arthropoda; Insecta; Coleoptera; Curculionidae. The record is from the annotation of a GenBank genome assembly.